GGACCUCGAAGAACCGAUAUCAUCCGAUAUGACGGCUAUCCUGAGCUACACGCUACUCCUAGUCUCCCUACUCUGCUUCACUCCAUACAAUGAAGCUCUAAGGUGCUACACCUGCAUGGGGUCUAAUGAUGAAGACUGCAACCGUCAGGGCUCAAAGACCUGUCCCAGUUACUCUGACGCCUGCGCUGUAGUCCGGGGACAUGGAAGUGAGUUAAACAGCGGAGUGAUGAAGUCCUGCUCUUACAAAUCCUUCUGUAGCCAGGCCAACAGUCAGGGGUAUCGGUCGCCAGGGGUCAGAGUUCACUGCUGUUUCUCUGAUGACUGCAAUGUGACAGGAAAUGCACCUAAGCUGGGUGGAAGCCUCAGCUGUCUCCUGUUCUCUCUGCUCUUGCUCCUUCACUGGAUCUCAGACUAAACCAGACUAUAUUACCCAACACAACCCAAACCAAGCCAAACCAGAAGCUAAAACCAAGCCAAACAAGAAAUGAACACUACUUGCCCCCACCUAUCAAACUACUCCCUGGGACAUGCUUCUCAUCCUGGUUCUAUUCCAACCAUGCUAUCUCCCAACCACAAAUACAGGCUAUGCAAAUGAACCCCUUCUUCUGCACGUUUUCCCAGGUUGGCGGGUCAAUUAACUCUUUCAAGGUUGCCACAACAAGCUUCUGCAUAAGUGCUCAGUAUACAGUGUAAUAAGAUCUGUGACUAAAGGAGCUGUGAGUAAAGGAGCUGUGAGUAAAGGAGCUGUGAGUAAAAGUGGGACUGGUUCCAGAUAGCACUCCGGCGAUGAUGGAUGGGUUAUAGUGAAAUAUGGAAAUAUACUGGUAUUUCACUAUUAAUAAAAUGAAUUAUUAUGGAUUAUUUUGGAUCUAUGGGAUUAAUCCAAAUUUAGCCUGGUUCCAGACCUGUUUGUGUUGUCUUGCCAACUCUCAUGGCAGUGGUCACGAGUUGGUAAGACAAUAUUCUCUGAAUUCCAGGGCAGCCACUGCACAAGGUUUGAAAUUAACAACAGGGUGUGUCUUGGUAACUUCCAAAACCGGCUAGAAAUAUUUCCAAGGAGGGUCUUCUUUAACAAGAAAACUCCCAACAAAUCAAUAGUUUGCAUUGGCGGGAAUAAUCUUUUGUCAGGAAUGCUGUCUUGUAAGGAAGGUGGCUGUCCGCCCUUUCCUCUAGGCUGUACAGAUGUUGUAUAUGUGUAGACGUGUAACCAGGAACAUGGGGAUGUUGUUGGAGGCAGUCUGUCUGUCUGCUGAGGCUUGAGGGAAAAUAUAGGAGGAUUUUGUUUCAUUUGAACUGAGCAAAGACAGUCAAAUCAGGAAGUACGACUAAACACCAACUCAGCAAUUCCAUAAUAACCAUCUCUUUCGAUGAUUUCUCACUGAUCUCACUGAUUUCUGUAAAAUACAUCAAUAAAAAAGAAUCUUGAAUUUAAAUAACUUCUUUAGCUGAAGGACUUUAAAUUGAACUCAACCCUGAAACAUAUCAAGGAUCAAGGUACUAGAAAGAACCUACCUGACGCUUGGUAAAUCUAUAAUCCAUUUAGAAGAUAUGGCCAGGUGAUUUAAACCGCCAAGCUAAUCUAGAUCAAUGGAAGCCGUUUAAUUUAAAGUAUUACCUUCUUACUGGGGAACUGUUGCUGUGCAUCAGGGUGGGAAAGGAUUAAUAUAAGAGAGAGAAAUAGACAGGGAAAGAAAGACACAGAGAAAAAGAAGGACAGAAAUAAUUAAGAGAUAGAAGAUGAGGGUAAUAAUGUGAGUAAAAGAACAGAAAAAUACUGCCCACUUAGCAAGAGAUGUUGAAAAGACGUUGAAGAGAUGUCUUUCAAAUUAUCUUGCUCAGUGCGACAACAGAAGAGAGAUGCCACACCAUAUGUUUAAAGGAAUGAGAGACAUAGACAGACAAACUGCACAGUAGUUUAUCUUGUUCUGAAUCAGCACUGAUUGACUUUGGAACUAAUGCUGAGCUUAUCUUGCACAGCAGCUUAUCUUGUGCACUAAAGUGGCUUUGGAACUCUAAGUGAACUAUGUCCAAUGUAUGACUUCUUCAGUAUAAGAAAGAGUUUGACCAGGUUUCUAUAAUGGAAGCAAUGUUAGUGUUUCUAUUCUGUUGGUGGCUUAAAAGAAGUCAGUGCCUCGGCCAAUUCCCUGCGCAAUGAGCCGCUGUAAACAAACAAAACAGCUAUACUUGCAGAGUUUUUUUUUAUUGAUUUAGCUUUUCAGGAUAUUCUACAUCCAAGUUUAUAUUGUCUGGAGGUUUCAAAGGAAACAGUAAGGUCUUGAAAUAUUUGGACACUGACACAAUCUUCAUAAUUUUGGCUCUGUACGCCACCACAACGGAUUUGAA
This is a messenger RNA of Esox lucius (northern pike), 2343 nucleotides long. RefSeq names its product lymphocyte antigen 6 family member pge (gene ly6pge). The coding region runs from base 29 to 415 and encodes 128 amino acids. The transcript has 3 exons. The record is from RefSeq and is a predicted model, not a curated record. NCBI's taxonomy places the organism in Eukaryota, Metazoa, Chordata, Actinopteri, Esociformes, Esocidae.